AUGUCAGAAUGAAGAGCAGGAUACCUCUCAUUCUCCUAGCUUGUGGCUCCUUUAACCCCAUCACAAAUAUGCAUAUGCGUUUAUUUGAGCUGGCUAGAGAUCACCUGCACCAAACAGGAAGGUAUCAGGUGAUUGAAGGCAUAAUGUCUCCUGUCAAUGAUGACUAUAGAAAGAAAGGCUUAGUUUCAGCCAAGCACCGGAUAGCAAUGGCUAAACUUGCACUGGAGACAUCUGACUGGAUUCGAGUUGAUCCAUGGGAGAGUGAGCAAGAGACAUGGACAGAGACAGUGAAAGUAUUAAGGCACCAUUACAAUGAAUCACUCAGAUCGUUCCAGUCCAGGAAGGAAUUCAUGACAAACAAGCGGCCCAUACAAAGACCUCCGGAGGAUUCUCUUUCUUCCCAGCACACAGUUCUACCAGAAUUAAAGCUGCUCUGUGGAGCUGAUAUUCUACAGACAUUCAAGACACCCAAUCUCUGGAAGGAAGAGCACAUCAAAGAAAUAGUAGAAAAGUUUGGUUUGGUGUGUAUUAGCCGCGCUGGCUCAGAUCCUGGUCAGUAUAUCAGUGAAUCAGACCUUUUAACUAAAUUUCAGCACAAUAUCUUUCUAGUGAAAGAAUGGAUUCAGAAUGAAAUCAGUGCAACACAGAUACGCAAUGCCUUGUGCAGAGGUUUAAGCGUAAAAUAUCUUGUACCGGAUUCUGUCAUUUCCUAUAUUACACACCAUAAUAUCUACACAGAAGAAAGUGAGCAGAAGAAUGAAGGUGACUUGCUUCAACCGCUAACGUUGCAUAACACAAGAGUAAACCUGCUAAAUGACUGAUGAGUGUAGCCUAUAAAAUGGACAGAGGUGGCAUUUUUUCAUGUAAACUUCUUGAGAAAGAUAGGGAAAAGAACAUCAGCCAAAAAUUCUUUGAAUUCACGUGAUGUUUUAGAGUAAUCUUUUUGUAUGUGGUAAUGCUUAAUCAAAUUGGGAUACUCAGGUGAGUAUCUUAAAAUAUGUAAACAACUGCUUCCUUGUGAAAAUAGAAGAAAUAAGAUUUUAAAAAUAAAUAUUAAAAUCUCCAGUAAUACUUAAGGGCCAAACAUAGUAAUUUCCUGAUUUUGUAAUCUUUAAUCCUAUAGUCAAGUUUAGCAUGAAGAUGCCUUACUGUUCUGCAGCAGCAAAAUAAAAUGAACGCUAACCUUUGCUUAAAAAUGUAUAUAUUAUUGCUACUCUUUGACUUUUUGUGACCUUGAAUAAAUUUUGUUUCUGAAGGUUAAGUACGAUGCAAGUUUAUGUUUUGGCAGUUUGUA
Molecule: messenger RNA, 1294 nt
Organism: Struthio camelus australis
Lineage: Eukaryota; Metazoa; Chordata; Aves; Struthioniformes; Struthionidae
Source: RefSeq, a predicted model, not a curated record